Astyanax mexicanus (Mexican tetra) is the source of this 2918-nucleotide messenger RNA. RefSeq names its product retinol dehydrogenase 8a (gene rdh8a). The coding region runs from base 62 to 1015 and encodes 317 amino acids. Gene Ontology annotation, biological process: estrogen biosynthetic process. Gene Ontology annotation, cellular component: cytoplasm. Gene Ontology annotation, molecular function: estradiol 17-beta-dehydrogenase [NAD(P)+] activity. The record is from RefSeq and is a predicted model, not a curated record. NCBI's taxonomy places the organism in Eukaryota, Metazoa, Chordata, Actinopteri, Characiformes, Acestrorhamphidae. The transcript is spliced from 6 exons.
GCCGUGUGGACACACGCAUUCACACACACACACACACACUUACACACACACACACUCACAUAUGGCGAGCGGAGGGCAGAAAGUGGUGCUGAUCACCGGCUGUUCGUCAGGCAUUGGGCUGCGAAUAGCCGUCCUACUGGCCAAAGACGAGAAGAGGCGGUACCACGUCAUUGCCACCAUGCGAGACCUGAAGAAGAAGGAUAAGCUGGUGGAGGCAGCAGGAGACGCCUUUGGGAAAACCCUGACGCUGGAAGCUCUGGAUGUCUGCAGUGAUGAAUCAGUUAGGCAGUGUAUAAACCGUGUCAAAGACCGCCACAUUGACAUCCUCAUAAAUAAUGCUGGAGUGGGUCUGCUGGGUCCAGUGGAGAGCAUCAGUAUAGACCAGAUGAAGCGGGUGUUUGAGACCAACUUUUUCGGCACAGUGCGCAUGAUCAAAGAGGUCAUGCCCGACAUGAAGAAACGCAGGUCGGGCCACAUCGUCGUCAUGAGCAGCGUGAUGGGCAUGCAGGGAGUGGUGUUUAACGACGUCUACACAGCCUCCAAGUUUGCCAUCGAGGGCUUCUGUGAAAGCAUGGCAGUGCAGCUGCUCAAGUUUAAUGUGAAGCUGUCUCUGAUUGAGCCAGGGCCCGUGCACACAGAGUUCGAGUCCAAGAUGAUGGACGACGUGGCCAAGAUGGAUUUUCCUGGGACGGACCCGGACACGGUCAGAUACUUUAAGGACGUGUACAUGCCGUCCUCCAUCGAUAUCUUCGAGGCGAUGGGGCAGAUGCCAGAAGACAUAGCUAAAUGCACCAAGAAGGUCAUCGAGUCGACUAGUCCUCGGUUUCGGAACCUCACCAACAGCCUGUACACACCCAUCGUGGCCAUGAAGUACGCAGACGAGACCGGAGGCCUGUCCGUCCACACCUUCUACAACCUGCUGUUCAAUUUCGGCUCCCUGAUGCACAUCACCAUGAGCAUCCUCAAAUGCCUGACCUGCAGCUGCCUGCGCAGGCGCACCAUCUCACCUGACUGAAGGAGGGGAGAGAGGGCAGCAGCGAGCCCACGGCAGAGACGCACCAACCGUACCUCAGAACGUCUGGAUUAGCGUAACGGACCCUGGUGAUCAGGGUUCUACACGUGAACAUGAUCAUAUACUGUAUGCUUUCAUGUGUUCUAAGGGUUUCUAAAAUGUGCCUUAGAAGAGUGUGUGUUCUCCGAUCUGACACACCUGAUCCUGACCUGAACUUACCCACUAAAUAAUCAUUCAUUUGUGUGAAUCAGGGGAGAUUGUGUAGAGUAAAGAAGCAAAUUCUGCUCCCCAGGUGGAACCCAGGACUCAAACAGGUUUACUGCUUAUAGCAGAAAGUGUUAAAGAGGGUCAGCACUCUUUAAAAUAAAGAAGCUUCCAUAGAACUUUAAUAGAAUUCCAGUCCUGGUCCAGAGCUCUGAAAAAAAAUAAGAAACCACUUAAAAAUGAUGAGUUUCUUUGAUUUUACCAAAUUGAAAACCUCUGGAAUAUAAUCAAGAGGAAGAUAGAUGAUCACAAGCCAUCAAACCACCAAACUGAACUGCUUGUUGAAUUUUUUGCACCAGGAGUAAAGCAGCAUAAAGUUAUCCCAAAGCAGUGUGUAAGACUGGUGGAGGAGAACAUGAUGCCAAGAUGCAUGAAAACUGUUAAAAACCAGGGUUAUUCCACCAAAUAUUGAUUUUUGAACUCUUAAAACUCUUAAUAUGAAUAUGAACUUGUUUUCUCUGCAUUAUUUGAGGUCUGAAAGCUCUGCAUAUUUUUUGUUAUUUCAGCCAUUUCUCAUUUACUGCAAUUAAUUCUGCUCUAAAUGACUAAAUAACAAUAUAUUUAUUGGAAUUUGGGAGAAAUGUUGUCUGUUCAUUUUACUUAAACAUAAACCUAUAAAUAGCAAAGUCAGAUAAACUGAUUCAGAAACUGAAGUGGUCUCUUAUUUUUUUUACAGAGCUGUAUAUCACGGUAUUUUUCAAGAUUCUGAUGGUUUCGCAGUAUAUUACGGCAACUUUAACACUUUAACAUGGCUUCCUUUUCAAAACUAAAUAUUUUUAAAUAAUUCCAUAAACACUAUAAACAGACCUAAAAUGCUACUUUAAAACCUUUAAUACCAAAACAUGCUAAAAAAAACAUGAUUUUUUAUGCUAAAUCGCACUGUUUUGUCGAAAAGUUUGUGAACAUUCUGUCUAAUAAAUUAAUUCAGUAUUUUACGUCCCUCUGGAGCAGAUAAAUGUACAAGCACCAGACUUCACUAACAGUCCUGUUGCUGAAUGCAAUCAAAUGCUCACAGUAAAAUGCUGCAAAAUUGAAUAGAGAGCCUUUCCUGGACAUUAAAGACAAUUUCUUCACCAAAAGCAGGACUAACUUUUAUUAAUACCCCAGAUUUUAUAAGAAUCAAUGAAUGAAAAUGUGUCCUAAUGCUUUUGUUCGCACAGUGUUCUUAAUUGUUUGAGGAUUAUACUUUAAAUAUUAUGUAAAGAAACUUUUAAAGGUCUUAAAAAUCUUCACUGAAUGUAAAAAAGCUUCAUUGUAUUACAAACAAACAAAAAACUUUAAAGCACCUUUAUUUUAAAGAGUGAAUGAUAAAUUAUUGUUUUAUUUAUGAGGAGUGAUACUAAAGUUUUGGAAUUUGAAAAUGUAAUAUGAGAUAAACGCAGCCAGUCUAAAAAAAGCUAAUUCACCGUGUGAGACUAAUUCUCAAGGCUAAUUCUCUAGCUGCUUUUGUUCAGGCUAAUGAUUUCAGUGAACUCUAUUGUGAAACUCUGUUUAAGCUUCUUUGAACAUUUUCUCGUUCUUUAAUCACUGAUUUUCACCCAGGCUGUGUGGGAAAUGUGGAUAAAUAUCAAUGUGAAUAUUAAGGUUAAUAAUAUAAAUGUCUAAAGAUCUAUUGAUUUCUAAAUAAAACACAAUAAUUGGA